AUGGCUGGUGAAGGCUCCAAGCGCAAGAGAGCCUCGACGGCCGACAAGCCUACAAAACGUCGGCGGUCGUCGUCCAGCAGCGAGGACAAUGAUGACCCAAACGCCAAGAUCCUCCUGAUGGAGCAGGGCAUCCUCGAGUCCAGGAAAAACUACAACGACAUCACGGUGCUGCUCAGCGCGGCCAAGGAGGACAGCGAGGAGGCCAUGCUCGCGACCGUGGCGCUGUGCCGCAUCUUUGUCAGGCUGCUGGCCCAGGGCUCACUCACGUUCAAGAAGUCGCUGUCCGAGAAGGAGGGAGUCGUCGUGGGGUGGCUCAGGGACCAGUUGUCGCAGUACAAGGUGCUGCUGCUGGAGCAGAUGGCGGACGAGGACCUCGCCGUGACGGCGCUGACGCUCUGCAUGAGAGUGCUCAAGGCCGAGGGCGAGUUUCUCUCCAACAAGGAGGAAUACUCGUUCCCCACGGCCUUCAUCGGAGAUGUUGUCGCUGCUGUGUUGGAGUCGACCAACGAGGAUGUGCGGACGGCGUACAUUGAAGAGUUUGCCGAGCAGUACGACGACAUCCGGUACUUUACCUUCAAGUCCAUAAAACCUGCCAUGGAAGCCAUUGCCUCCAAGGGCGACGACUCCAGCGCGUUGUUUGACCGUGUCUUCUCGCUCAUCUCCGCUCUGGACGGCGUGCCCGAGUCCGCCGACGAGCUGGAAGACUUUUACGUUACCCGGCCGCAGAAAAAGUCGCACCCUCUGCGCUCGGUGACCCAGCACAAGAAGCAGGGCCAAGAGGCGUGGGUGGCGCUCCUGGGAGUCGUCGAGACCAAGGACCAGCGAAAGCGCAUCCUGGACGUCAUCUCGACCAUCAUCGCUCCGUGGUUCACCAAGCCCGAGCUGCUCGCCGACUUCCUCACGAGCUGCUACAACUCUGGCGGCUCGAUGUCGCUGCUCGCGCUCUCGGGCGUCUUCUACCUGAUCCAAGAGCGCAACCUCGACUACCCGUCAUUCUACGCGAAGCUCUACUCCCUGCUCGACCGCAACAUCCUCCACUCCAAGCACCGGUCGCGCUUCUUCCGCCUGCUGGACACGUUCCUGGCGUCGACACAUCUUCCUGCGGCGCUGGUGGCCAGCUUCCUGAAGCGCUUGGCGAGGCUGUCGUUGAACGCGCCGCCGAGCGCCAUUGCGUUUGUCGUGCCGUGGAUCUACAACCAGCUCAAGCGCCACCCGACUUGCACGUUCAUGGUCCACCGCGAGAUCAAGGACGCCGACAUGAAGAAGCACAUCACGGACCACGGCUUCGAGGACCCCUUUGUGGCUGAGGAGUCGGACCCGAUGGAGACCAAGGCCAUCGACAGCAGCCUGUGGGAGCUGGUCCAUCUCCAGUCGCACUACCACCCCAACGUUGCGACGAUUGCCAAGAUCGUGUCGGAGCAAUUCACGAAGCAGUCGUACAACAUGGAGGACUUUUUGGACCACUCGUACGCGACGUUGCUGGACGCGGAAAUGGGCAAGAACGUCAGAAAGGCGCCCGUUGUAGAGUUUCACAUCCCGAAGCGCGUGUUUCUGCCUCAAGACGACCCGACGGCCGCGCCCGACAGUUUGGUCGUUAAGCUGUGGGACUUUGGGACUGCUGCGUAG
Purpureocillium lilacinum is the source of this 1626-nucleotide messenger RNA. RefSeq lists its product as uncharacterized. The record is from RefSeq and is a predicted model, not a curated record. Gene Ontology annotation, cellular component: Noc4p-Nop14p complex; nucleolus; small-subunit processome. Lineage: Eukaryota; Fungi; Ascomycota; Sordariomycetes; Hypocreales; Ophiocordycipitaceae. Gene Ontology annotation, biological process: ribosome biogenesis.